AUCACAAUGGAAAUUCCUCCAGGACUCGAAACAACGAAACGGAAAGUUGCUCACAGUGACGAGCAUGGAUUUUCAGAUCAAGUUCGUGUGCCAAAUGUAAUUGUAAUGGUCGGAUUACCGGCUCGUGGAAAGACGUACAUUUCGAAAAAACUAUGCAGAUAUCUGAAAUGGACUGGAUUCACGACAAAAGUAUUCAACGUUGGAGAGUAUCGAAGAUCAGAUGCUAAUGCUGCUGAUGCUAUUCAUGGAGCAAAUGCGUCGUUUUUCUCGCCAAAUAAUGCAGAUGCAUUGAAAGUUAGAGCUGAAUCCGCCCGUCGUGCAAUGGAAGAUAUGGCCGACUAUCUGAAUUCUGGAACUGGUGGUGUUGCGAUCUUUGACGCCACCAACACCACCAAGGAUCGUAGAAGAAUUAUCAUUGAUUUCUGCAAAAAACAACGUCUUCGAUGUUUCUUCAUAGAAUCUGUCUGCGACGAUCCCGCGAUUAUUGACUGCAAUGUGACUGAUGUGAAAGUCAAUUCUCCUGAUUACAAAGGUCUGAUGACUGCGGAACAGGCGAAGGAAGACUUUAUGAAUCGAAUUGAGAACUACAAGAAACAAUAUGAACCACUGGAUGAAUCUGAGGAUGAAAGUCUCAGUUUUAUAAAAGUUAUUAAUGCAGGACGAUCAUUCAAAGUUCAUCAAGUUCGGGGGCAUGUUCAGAGUCGAGUCGUAUAUUUUCUAAUGAAUAUUCAUCUUUUACCAAGAAGUAUCUACUUGACGAGGCACGGACAAUCCGAAUAUAACGCUAUGGGACGUCUCGGAGGCGAUUCCCCACUUACAGAAGACGGUCAAAAGUAUGCAUCUGCUCUCGCUGAUUUCUUCGAAGAAGAGGAAGUACCGGGACUUCGUGUUUGGUGUUCACAAAAAGUGAGAGCUGCUCAAACUGCUCAACAUUUGAAACCAGAUUUCCAUACUGAAUACUGGAAGGCACUCGAUGAACUGGAUGCUGGAAUUUGUGAAGGAUUGACUUACGAAGAUAUUCUACAGAGAUAUCCGAAGCAAGCAGAUGAUCGAGCAACUGAUAAGUAUCAUUAUCGGUAUCCAAGUGGUGAAAGUUAUGAAGAUGUCGUUAGUCGGUUGGAGCCGGUGAUCAUGGAGCUGGAAAGACAAGCGAAUGUCCUUGUGGUUUCACAUCAAGCAGUUCUUCGAUGUGUACUCGCAUAUUUCUAUGAUCGUCCACUUUCUGAGUUACCAUACAUUGAUAUUCCACUUCAUUCUUUGGUCAAACUGACUCCACGUGCCUACCAUUGUGAUUCGACUAUAUACGCGCUCGAUUUGGAAUCUGGAGAGUGGACCGAAACCAGUGAUCAACUGCCACUUUGCGACAGUCCGAGGGAUUAGGAUUUUCGCGAAAAUCAGCACUACGUUUUCUUGUAUAUUUUUAUCAGCAUUCAUUUUUUCCCUACCGCUUGUAUUAUUUUCUAUGUAAGUUGCAAUUUUUCAAAAAUUUCUGUACGAGUUUCCUAAUUUGCCCAAAACCAAAGUUUUUAAUAAUAUAAAUAUUUAUGAAUC
Molecule: messenger RNA, 1551 nt
Organism: Caenorhabditis elegans
Lineage: Eukaryota; Metazoa; Nematoda; Chromadorea; Rhabditida; Rhabditidae
Gene: pfkb-1.2
Product: Fructose-2,6-bisphosphatase
Exons: 6
Coding region: 7-1380 (457 amino acids)
Biological process (GO): fructose 2,6-bisphosphate metabolic process
Molecular function (GO): fructose-2,6-bisphosphate 2-phosphatase activity; ATP binding; catalytic activity
Source: RefSeq, marked reviewed